Messenger RNA from Macadamia integrifolia, 841 nucleotides. RefSeq names its product HMG-Y-related protein A-like. Gene Ontology annotation, cellular component: nucleolus; nucleosome; chromatin. Gene Ontology annotation, biological process: regulation of DNA-templated transcription; chromosome condensation; negative regulation of DNA recombination. Lineage: Eukaryota; Viridiplantae; Streptophyta; Magnoliopsida; Proteales; Proteaceae. The record is from RefSeq and is a predicted model, not a curated record. The transcript has 2 exons. The coding region runs from base 113 to 646 and encodes 177 amino acids. Gene Ontology annotation, molecular function: double-stranded DNA binding; nucleosomal DNA binding.
CCUUCCGGCUUUCCUUAUCUUUCCCAGAGCUGUUUUCUCUCUCUCUCUCUCUCUCUCUUCUGUUGUUGUAGACUUGGUGUUAGGUGUCUGGUGGGUCGUAUCUGUAACUUCCAUGGCUACGGAAGAGGUGAAUAAGCCUUCUUCACACCCUCAGUAUUCUGAGAUGAUAUUUGCAGCUAUCGCUGCCUUGAACGACAAGUAUGGGUCGAACAAAUCGGCGAUUUCCAAGUACAUUGAGUCGCAGUACGUAGAUCUACCUGCGGCGCACUCAGAUUUGCUUCCAAUCCACCUUAACAGGCUGAAGGAGAGCGGUGAACUAGUCUUGGUGAAGAACAACUACAUGCGGCCUAGUCCUAAUGCUCCUCCAAAGCGUGGCCGUGGCCGUCCGCCAAAGCCUAAGGUUCCUUUGCCGCCUGGUCAUGUUUCUUCUCCACCCAAAGUCUCCAGACCAAGGGGUCGUCCUCCUAAGCCUAGAGACCCUAACUCGGUUCCAACGCCUAAGAUUUCUUCUGGAAGACCCCGUGGAAGGCCACCCAAGAAGGCCAAACCGGCCGGAGCUGCAGCGACUGCUAAAACUGGUCCUCCGAGACCUCGUGGAAGGCCGCCUAAAGUGAGAGCCCCAUUUGCUUCGGCGGGUUUCGAUUAACCCUUCUUCAGUUGUAGUUUCACUUCUAAUUUUUUUCGAUCUCUUCUCCUCCUUUUUCCUUUUUCUCUUUUGUUUGGUUUUUAUUUAGGAUUUGUGUGUCUGUAAUAGGAUGUAUAUUAUGCAGCUUCUUUAAUUUCACUCUCAUGAGUAAUUUCAGAGACUAAUGGGAAUCAUCUUCAGAGUUUCUUUCUUCAA